AUGGUGCUCUCGGGGCAGUGCACAGAUGCUCUGAAGUGUGGAAGCCAUGGAGCAAGUGGAGCCGUGAGUGCCGCUCUCACAUGUUUGAGUGAAGAACAUUUGCUCAUGCCCAAGCAGGUCCUGCAGAGCCUGCUGCUGAGGCUUUGCUGCUCUUUGUUCGGAGUGAGAGAAAAGUGUGCAGGACUCACCAGAUCUGAGUCCUCACUGGCGGAGUGGUACAUUGUGCCCAGUCGAGGCCGGUCAGACCCUCCUCAGCUGCAGCCCAUCUCCUCUGCAGGAACUCCCUCCAGCCUAAACACUUCCCCUGACAAAUCCCCUUGUCUGCCUCCGUCUCUGACUCUGUCCCGGCGCUGGGGAGAAGUUCCAAUGUCCGGCCCGCUUUACUCCGUGAGAGGCAGGGGAGAGGCGGGCGUCUUUCCCACGCUGGGAGAAGACUCACGACGCGCAACCGUCCUCCAGCUCCAAAAACAAGCCCCCCUGCCCCCUGGCCCUCUCCCCUCCCACAUACACACAUGUAGCCCCGCACACACAUACUUGGAGGAAGUGGAGUUUCUUGCCAACACGGCAGGCCUGAAAAUUCCAGAAAGCUCCAAAAGCAGCAGCAGAAGUUUCUUAAGUCCGUGCAGUGUUUGA
Knipowitschia caucasica is the source of this 633-nucleotide messenger RNA. Lineage: Eukaryota; Metazoa; Chordata; Actinopteri; Gobiiformes; Gobiidae. The record is from the annotation of a GenBank genome assembly.